This is a messenger RNA of Halteromyces radiatus, 999 nucleotides long. Its product is annotated as PAP2 superfamily-domain-containing protein. NCBI's taxonomy places the organism in Eukaryota, Fungi, Mucoromycota, Mucoromycetes, Mucorales, Cunninghamellaceae. Gene Ontology annotation, cellular component: endoplasmic reticulum membrane. Gene Ontology annotation, molecular function: sphingosine-1-phosphate phosphatase activity. The coding region runs from base 1 to 999 and encodes 332 amino acids. The record is from RefSeq and is a predicted model, not a curated record. The transcript has 8 exons.
AUGGCAAGAAAGAUCUUCAAACCUAUCAUUGAUAUUGACGCUGGCACGCAUGACGAUCGAUUGUAUACUGCUGCUCUUCAUCCCUGGAGAAGUUGGUUAAGAAGAUCAUUGUUACCUUUUGUUCGACAAGAAACUCCUUGGUUGGCUGCUAUGCAGAAACGUAUUAGAACACCUCUUCUUGAUCAUUAUUUCUUAUGGACUGCUAAUCUUGGGACACAUACAUUUUUUAUGGUAUUUUUACCUAUUCUAAUCUGGUUUGGUAAUCCUCAUCUUGGUAGAAGUAUAGCAUGUUUGACAGCAUUUGGAGUGUUUUGGUCUGGAUUUCUCAAGGAUUUCAUGUGUUUACCUCGACCAGCAUCACCACCAGUACACCGAUUGACGAUGUCUCAAGGGGUAGCUUUAGAAUAUGGGUUUCCUUCAACACAUUCAACAAAUUCGAUCUCGGUAGCACUUUAUCUUAUUGCCGUGAUCUGUGAUUCGAUAUCUCCUGAAUCUCCUGCUCGAAUGUUAUGUAUCCUUGGUGCCAUAUUUUACGCUGUCAGUGUGGUAUUUGGACGUAUUUAUUGUGGUAUGCAUAGUGUCACAGAUGUCAUCGGUGGAACCAUUUUAGCGUUUAUCCUUUAUUGGGUACAAUGGACUUUUCGUGAUAGUUUAGAUAGUAUUGUUACAAGUGAAAACUAUUGGGUUUUCCUUACGAUUCCUAUUUGUCUAGGUUUAGUCGGUAUACAUGUCUGUUUCAUGGGUGUCUUGAUGGGUGUUUAUCCUGGAAGUUGGAUGUGCAAUAAAACUGAACUAUGUCAACUCGGUCUCAAAUCUUCUGGUAGUGGUAUCUCUUUUGGAUUCAUUUCAUUAAGUAUCAUCUUGAUGAAAGUUAUUGUUGGUGUUGCUAUGUUAUUUAUCUGGCGUAUCGCUUGCAAAAAGGUGUGUUACUUUCUUCUUCCUCCUAUCUACCGGGCAUUUAACUUACCACAUCGUAAAUUUGAAAUUGGUGCAAGGUAA